UGCCCCGACCUAAGCUAAACUAUUGUUUUUGAAACCACGUUUUCAUCAACGACCAAUAUCGGCUCAAAGGGUACAAAAAAAUCCAAUGAGCAAGGCUAGGCUUGGGCUAAGCAAGGAAAAUCACUCAUGGGCCUUGGACCUUAUUGGUCUGUCCUUUCCUUAGUAGGGAAAUUCAUUCAUGCGAUGCCGCAGGGGGGCUGCUGCUGCUGCCUCUGUUUGGACAAAAAGGGCAAACAGAAAAAUGGAAGGAGAGAAAGAAGAGAUGGUGACACCAGGAGAAGUAUUAGGUAAAGCAAGUGAACUCAAAGCAGGGAAAGGGGCAUACGUCGCACCCUAUCGUAACACUGAUAUCUUUUACGUCUACUCCUCUCUUAGCGGUUUCCUCCGUACUCUAGCCCCUACUCCCGACUCUCCUGACCAGAGACCAACUGUUGAAGUAACUGGACUCAAGGCUCGUGGUGCUGUUCCAGAGGCUGGUUCUGUUGUCAUUGCCCGAGUUACUAAAGUGAUGGCUAAGAUGGCUUCAGCUGACAUUAUGUGUGUUGGUCCCAAGUCUGUACGAGAGAAGUUCACUGGCAUAAUUAGGCAACAAGAUGUUAGAGCAACUGAGAUUGACAAAGUGGAUAUGCAUUUAUCAUUUCGCCCAGGUGACAUUGUCAGAGCUGUAGUGUUGUCCCUUGGAGAUGCACGGGCUUAUUAUCUUUCUACCGCCAAGAAUGAGUUAGGCGUUGUAUCUGCAGAGAGCACGGCAGGUGGAACAAUGGUUCCCAUAAGCUGGACAGAGAUGCAAUGCCCAUUGACUGGUCAAAUUGAACAAAGAAAGGUUGCCAAGCUUGGAAAUCAAACCCGCCAAAAAGAAAAUAUCAGUUUGAUUGGCAGAACAGAGAUGAAUUCUCUUACCCUCUUCCAUAAACCUCUCGCUACACUCUCUUCACCUAAAUUUCUCACAAAUUCACCCCAUAUCUCUCAUUCUUUAACUAUCUCUUCAAAACCCAAAACGCGUCAUAAUCAUAAUUACAAUUUAACAACCACUCCAUUGCAAUUGCAUGCUCUCACUGAAUCGUCUGACUCCUCUUCUCAAUCCCUUGACCCUUCUCUUCAAUCCCUUCUCUUGCAGCUCUCUGAUUGUUUUGAUCUUCCAGCAGACUAUUUUAAAGAAUUACCACGUGAUCUUCGAUUAGAUUUAAAUGAUGCAGCUUUUGAUCUUUCCAGUGGACCCGUUAUCGAUGAGUGUGGCCAAGAGCUGGGAAAGGUCUUACUAAAUCUCUCUCGAGCAUGGGAAUUAGCUGACACUGCGACUUCUCGUGCAUUAGUAAGCCAGCUCCCUGUGCUAGAGAGGACUUUGACAAACAAGGCCAAGGCAGCUCUUGGUAAGCGUUUGGUAUCUGCUGGAAGGAGAUUCCAAUCCAUGGGACAGUAUGGUCAGGGUGAAAUGCAGAAGGUUGCACAAGAGAUGAUUACAACUGGAAAACUUCUAUCUGAAAUUCCAAUAUUAACAACCAAUGAAGAACCAAAGGAAGAAACCAGAGUCUUCAAGUUUGGCGAACUUCAGGUUGCAAUAACGCCAGAGAAAGCCAAUAUAGGGGCUGCCAUUGGAGUUGUUUUUGGGAUUCUUUCAUGGGUACUAGGUCAGGGCAUUCAAAGCAUACCAGAGAGCUCAUUGCAAUAUGCAAAUGACAAUGCAUUACUGCUAGCUAAGUCUCUAAGAGGAGCUCUACUUGUGAUUUUUUACUCAUCAUCAGUUCUGUCUGCUUUGACCUCUGUGGGACUUCUCUUGCUUGCCAUCUCUUUCUCUCUCAUCAUGGCUUCCUUUACCUGCUCAGCCUCGGAGCUAGCUCCUCUUCUUUCCACCGCCACAAACUCCACCGCAGCAGCCACUUAUCUGUGUUCUCAGUUUACUACAAUAGCCAACCAAAUUUCGGACACAACAUAUGCAGUUAACAACACUUACCUUCUCUUCUCUGCAUACCUAGUCUUUGCCAUGCAACUUGGUUUUGCCAUGCUCUGUGCAGGCUCUGUUCGAGCCAAGAAUACCAUGAAUAUAAUGCUUACUAACGUUCUUGAUGCUGCUGCUGGCGGUCUCUCUUACUAUCUUUUUGGCUAUGCUUUCGCCUUUGGUUCUCCUAGCAAUGGCUUUAUUGGUCGCCAUUUCUUUGGCCUACAAGACUUCCCUUCUCCUUCGGCUGAUUAUAGUUUCUUUCUUUAUCAGUGGGCUUUCGCCAUAGCUGCUGCUGGUAUAACUAGUGGCUCCAUUGCUGAAAGAACCCAGUUCGUCGCCUACUUGAUUUAUUCUUCUUUCUUGACUGGCUUUGUCUACCCUAUUGUCUCGCAUUGGGUUUGGUCUGGUGAUGGCUGGGCCAGUGCUUCCAAAUCCGAUAACAAUCUUUUAUUCGGCUCGGGUGCCAUCGACUUUGCUGGAUCCGGUGUGGUUCAUAUGGUCGGUGGAAUUGCUGGUUUAUGGGGCGCUUUAAUUGAAGGCCCGCGUAUGGGCCGGUUCGAUCGCUCGGGUCGGUCUGUGGCUUUACGGGGUCAUAGUGCCUCCUUAGUCGUACUCGGUUCGUUUCUACUAUGGUUCGGCUGGUACGGGUUUAACCCGGGUUCAUUUUUGAUAAUCUUGAAGAGUUACGGUGACAGUGGAGGGUACUAUGGUCAAUGGAGCGCAGUAGGGAGGACAGCUGUCACAACAACACUGGCUGGGUGCACAGCUGCGCUUACAACCUUAUUCAGUAAAAGAUUAUUAGUGGGUCACUGGAAUGUACUCGAUGUAUGUAACGGUUUAUUGGGGGGUUUUGCUGCAAUCACCUCAGGUUGCGCCGUGGUAGAACCAUGGGCUGCAAUCAUAUGCGGAUUCGUUGCUUCAUGGGUUUUGAUUGGGUGCAACAAGCUCGCAGAGAAAUUCAAGUAUGAUGACCCACUUGAAGCAGCUCAAUUGCACGGUGGAUGUGGGGCGUGGGGCCUACUAUUUACAGGGUUAUUUGCUGCCAAGAACUAUGUCAAUGAGGUUUAUCCCAACAAGCCAGGGAGGCCCUACGGGGUGUUCAUGGGUGGUGGCGGCAAGCUUUUAGCGGCUCAGAUCAUUCAGAUCAUAGUGAUAGCAGGGUGGGUGACGGCCACAAUGGCCCCAUUGUUUUACGGGCUUAACAAGUUGCGGUUGUUGAGGAUCUCAAGCGCUGAUGAAACUGCAGGCAUGGAUUUAACCAGACACGGAGGAUUUGCUUACGCGUAUCAUGAUGAAGAUGAUCCUUCACUUAAACCUUCUAUUAUGAUGAGAAGGGUAGAGCCCACUGAUGAAAGUACACCAAAUCAUGAAGCAUCAACGGCCAUGAAUGUCUGAUAAAAUGUUUUCUAUCACUUUCUUAAGAAAAUAUCUUUGACUUUUUAAUUCUUUUUCCUGUUUUAUAGAGGAAUCACAUGUAUAAUAAUUUAGAGAGAAA
Messenger RNA from Ricinus communis (castor bean), 3434 nucleotides. RefSeq lists its product as uncharacterized. NCBI's taxonomy places the organism in Eukaryota, Viridiplantae, Streptophyta, Magnoliopsida, Malpighiales, Euphorbiaceae. The transcript is spliced from 16 exons. The coding region runs from base 179 to 3334 and encodes 1051 amino acids. The record is from RefSeq and is a predicted model, not a curated record. Gene Ontology annotation, biological process: ammonium homeostasis; ammonium transmembrane transport. Gene Ontology annotation, molecular function: ammonium channel activity; RNA binding. Gene Ontology annotation, cellular component: membrane; exosome (RNase complex).